AUGUCCGGUUCUCCUCCACCGGAACCUCCUGCUGAACCUGCCCAGAUCGCCGGUCGAAGAAGAAAGCGAUCUCGAUCCUACUCUCCUCCAACUACAACAUCAACAGUCACCACGACGGCCGCCGCAGUUGCUCCCCCUGUAGCGCCGUUGGACAUCGCUGUCCCUCGGCCAAGUGCGGUAUCAAGAGGUGGGGAGACCAUUACCGAACUCGCCGUGCAACCAGGGCCGUAUGCGCUGAACUAUCCGCUACCCCCUGCUCCAUAUCAAUCUGCGUCGAGUUUACCACCGACAUCCUUUGGCGGACCUUCGCCACGGUUGGCACUGAGUCCUGUUUCACCACGCGCUACUCGAAAACCUAAGGCGCACGUCGCAUCGGCUUGUGUGAAUUGCAAGAAGAAGCAUCUGCGGUGUGACAGCAGUCGCCCAUGUCGGAGAUGUGUACAGAGCGGUAAAGAGGACUCCUGCAAAGAUGUCGAGCACAAGAAGAGAGGCCGGCCACCGUUGAAACCAGACGACGCUUCUUCAAGACGGCAGUUUGAGGCAACACUGACUCCUUUGUCCGGACGUCUAGGAGAAGCCCCGAGGAGAUUCGGGGAUCCGUCAAUGUAUGCCGCAGCACCAGGAUAUCCACCUCUGAGGCCGUAUACUGCAACAACACCUCGGUUGGGGCAGCCAAGAUCACCAGCCUUCACUUUACACGGCCCGGCAUCGAUAUCACCGAGUCUGGCAAUGGCAGAAGGGCCAUUUGUGCCUGCCUCGUCAAGGCAAUACCAUGGCAGCAUGGCUCCAAUGCCCGGACAGGUCUCCUCGUCCUACAGCCCUUCUCAACCAGAAUCAGCCUUCCGAACGCUAGGGUAUGCCAGUAGCUACAACUACCCGUCCCAGCAACAGCAAGUAGGACAUCAUGGAUAUUACCCUUCGAACCCUAUCUUUCCACGCCCUUCAUCAUCCUUGUCCUCCGAACAGCUGCCCCCCAUGAGCACAUCCUCCGGUCUUCAGCUACCACCGAUCCUACCAGCACCUCAAGGUCCGAUCGACCCAGCGAUCGUGCAGCAGUUUCCACAACAAACUCUCCCGAACCCACGAGGACAGCAGGGAAGCAGAAAUGAAGGGACACAAGGGCCAGAUCCAAAGAGACCGAAGAUGGACAUCCAGGGCAUCCUAGGUCCCCGAAAUGAAUGA
This is a messenger RNA of Fonsecaea nubica, 1182 nucleotides long. RefSeq lists its product as hypothetical. Gene Ontology annotation, molecular function: DNA-binding transcription factor activity, RNA polymerase II-specific; zinc ion binding. The transcript has 2 exons. Gene Ontology annotation, biological process: regulation of DNA-templated transcription. The coding region runs from base 1 to 1182 and encodes 393 amino acids. The record is from RefSeq and is a predicted model, not a curated record. Lineage: Eukaryota; Fungi; Ascomycota; Eurotiomycetes; Chaetothyriales; Herpotrichiellaceae.